UUCGCAGGUGCUGAGUUGUCAGCUUUGUUCAACGCGAAAUAACCAGCGAGCGAGAGAGAGAAAAAUUCGUGGUUCCGUUUUAAUUUCAAGGAUUUCUACCGAGAACCUGCCCUAGCAGAAGCAGCAAGAGUCGCGCCACAAUGUUGGACCUGUUUACCAUCUUCACCAAGGGCGGCAUCGUCCUGUGGUGCUUCCGCGGAACAAAUCAACUUUUCGCACCGCCAGUCAAUGCGCUGAUCCGGAGCGUGAUCCUACAGGAACGUUCCGGAGUGUACGAUCAUGACGGGUUGUCGCUGCAAUAUAAGCUGGACAACGAGUUCGAGCUGGUGUUUGUGGUGGCGUUCCAGAAGAUUCUGCAGCUGUCGUACAUUGACAAGUUCUUGAGCGAUGUGCACCUGGAGUUCCGGGACAAGUACAAGAACGAUUUGCGAGCGGAGAAUCGCAACUAUACGAACUUUGAGUUCCAGGCGGAUUUCAGUAGGAUUUUGGCCGCGGCGGAGAAGUGGGGCAAGAAGCAGGCGACGCUGCCGAAGCAGAUGCGCAGCUACGAGGACUCCCACAAGUCGAAAAAGACCGUUGCUUCGAUGAUUGAGCGCCGAGGUGGUGAGGAGAAACCGGCCACUAAGAAAUCAGUUAAGAUUGUCGAGGCCAAGCGGGAGGAGCAGGAGAACAUUGCUCCGGUGGCGAAUGGUUCUGGGGGGAAUGAGGAUUUGAUCAUGGAGAACCGUAAGAAGAUGAUGGAAAAGUUGAGCGGAAAGAAGGGUGGCGGCGGUAAGGUGGACAAGCAAAAGUCCCCGAAGAGUCCGCCGCAAAAGUCGGGAAAGCAAAUGCGUGUUUGGGAAUUGGACGGAAAGUCGAAGGAUUUGCCCAAUUUGGACCGGUGCAAGGACAGGCCGGAGGACAUCAAGAGUGACUUUUCGUCGACGGAUAAGAUGAUUGGUAGCAUGAAGGGAGGCAUUCAGGAUUUGGAGGUUGAAAGUGACAACGAUUAUUCGGAAGAGGAGGAGGAUGAUGAUGACGACGAGGCGACUGUGACUCCGGCAGCGAAGAAAUCCGGAGGAAUGUUUUCGCUGUUUAAGGGACUGGUAGGAUCGAAGAAUCUUAGCCGGGAGGACAUGCAGCCCGCGCUGGACAAGCUGAAGGACCACUUGAUUUCGAAGAAUGUGGCCACUGACAUUUCGCACAAGUUGUGCGAAUCCGUUGCCGUCAAGCUGGAGGGCAAAGUGCUGGGCACGUUUGACACUAUCGCGGCCACCGUCAAGAACACGCUGACGGAAGCGCUGGUUCAGAUUUUGUCCCCGAAGCGACGCGUGGACAUUCUCCGUGAUUGCAUGGAGGCGAAAAAGAACAAGCGUCCGUACGUGAUGAGUUUCUGCGGCGUAAAUGGCGUCGGCAAGUCGACCAAUUUGGCCAAGAUCUGCUUUUGGUUGAUCGAGAACAACUUCAACGUGCUGAUCGCCGCUUGCGACACAUUCCGAGCCGGUGCCGUCGAACAGCUGCGCACUCACAUGAGACACUUGAACGCAUUGCACCCGCCGGAGAAGCACGGCGGACGCAGCAUGGUGCAGCUGUACGAGAAAGGAUACGGCAAGGACGCCGCCGGGAUCGCUAUGGAAGCGAUCCGUCAUGCCAACGACACUGGCGUCGACAUCGUGCUGAUCGAUACGGCCGGCCGUAUGCAGGACAAUGAACCACUGAUGCGAGCGCUGGCCAAGCUGAUCAAGGUCAACGAGCCCGAUCUGGUGCUGUUCGUGGGAGAAGCCCUCGUCGGUAACGAAGCCGUCGACCAGCUGGUCAAAUUCAACCAAGCCCUGGCGGAUUACUCAUCGAACGAAAAUCCUCACAUCAUCGACGGCAUCGUGCUGACCAAGUUUGACACCAUCGACGAUAAGGUGGGAGCCGCCAUCUCGAUGACGUACAUCACCGGCCAGCCGAUUGUGUUUGUCGGCACGGGCCAGACGUACACCGACCUGAAGAAGCUGAACGCCAAGGCCGUCGUGCACGCGUUGAUGAAGUAGACGAAAGUUGUCCGUACGUCCCGGUCCGUCUUGUGCUGUCCUCGGUUAGUUUCGAUCAAUGUUUUCCCCGAAAGAGCACACCAACAACCUGAUGAAAAAAUUGUGAAACCCCACACCCAAGUGAAGUAGAAAAAAAUUCCAGCUAGUCAGUAAGUGAAAAAAAAAACGGAAACGGAACGAAGGAAAAGAGGAAGCGAGUGCAAGAAAUUUGAUCGUUUGUACCCAGCAGAGCGCUUCUAGCAUUUUGGUUGUCCAUGUUGUCUCUAUACAUGUACCUUGUGUUGUUUACUACCUUUAUUUUUGUUUGUUUGUGGAUGUAUAUUAGUUUUAUCUGUAAAUUUUUGCCUAUUUUUUCCGUUGGCCCUACUCUUUUUGACAAAUCUUUAUGAACUAUAUUGAUGGAAAUGGGACGUUUGUCAGAUUGAAUUGGAAAAUAUACAAUACACCUGAA
Messenger RNA from Culex pipiens pallens (northern house mosquito), 2469 nucleotides. It is a transcript of the gene SrpRalpha, whose product is annotated as signal recognition particle receptor subunit alpha homolog. Gene Ontology annotation, cellular component: endoplasmic reticulum membrane; signal recognition particle receptor complex. The coding region runs from base 141 to 2018 and encodes 625 amino acids. Gene Ontology annotation, molecular function: ATP hydrolysis activity; GTPase activity; signal recognition particle binding. Gene Ontology annotation, biological process: SRP-dependent cotranslational protein targeting to membrane. The transcript has 3 exons. Lineage: Eukaryota; Metazoa; Arthropoda; Insecta; Diptera; Culicidae. The record is from RefSeq and is a predicted model, not a curated record.